Molecule: messenger RNA, 930 nt
Organism: Argentina anserina (silverweed cinquefoil)
Lineage: Eukaryota; Viridiplantae; Streptophyta; Magnoliopsida; Rosales; Rosaceae
Exons: 1
Coding region: 1-930 (309 amino acids)
Source: RefSeq, a predicted model, not a curated record
AUGUUCUUGAGGCGGCAUAUUGAUCAAAGCUUGGUAUGGGAGUACCUUCAGUUGAAAACACCCAAAGAACUGUGGGAUGCCCUAAAGGGACGUUUUGGGAAUAUUCAUGACACUUUGCUCCCAGAAUUAACUGUCCAGUGGAAUGAAAUCUGCUUACUUGACUACAAAAGGGUUAAUGACUUCAACAGUGAUAUGUUGCGCCUGAAAGCACAUCUCAAUUUCUGUGGCAAGGAACUCACAGAAGAUGAUAUGAUCCAGAAAACUCUAUCCACUUUCCCUACUUCGGCCUUUAUACUAGCAAACCAGUAUAGGUUGGAGUAUGACAACAAAAGAAUCACUACCUUCCAUAAACUGAUCUCUAUGUUGCAAGUAUCUGAGCGUCAUGAUCAAGUUCUUUUGAACAAUAAUGUCAGACCUAUUGGGACAAAGAAAAUUCCCGAGGCUAACUAUGGCAAGGUGAAAGAUGGAAAGAACUCUAAAGUAAAGGGGAUUGGACGUACUGACCCUUACACACGUGGGGGCAAUACCCCACGUGGAAAAGGAUAUGGAGGCCGUAGUAUGGGCCAUGGAAUGGGCCGUGGACGUCCUCCCAAUAUAUGGCGCAGAGAUGGUGGUACAGGUUCUAGUGGCCAUGGUGGCACUGGACCUAGUGGUCACAAAGUGCAAAAGGCACCAAAAAACCCCCAAGAAAAAAGGGAAAGAGUUGGAAAUGAACCUUACUAUAGGUGUGGAGACACUGCUCAUUGGUAUAAGAACUGCCAUGCAAGUAACAGAGUCGCAGCCAAUUACAAGAGGUAUAGAGAGUCUAGAGAACAAGAGGCUCACUAUAUAGAGGAAGAAGGUCCUGAACCUAAUGUCAACCUCACAAUCUCAGACUUUAAUGGCAAGAUGGACCAUGCCAAGUCAUGUGAUACUCCAGAUUUUGAUUAA